Marmota monax (woodchuck) is the source of this 7397-nucleotide messenger RNA. It is a transcript of the gene P2ry8, whose product is annotated as P2Y receptor family member 8. The record is from RefSeq and is a predicted model, not a curated record. The transcript is spliced from 4 exons. Gene Ontology annotation, biological process: positive regulation of Rho protein signal transduction; phospholipase C-activating G protein-coupled receptor signaling pathway. Bases 3538 to 4629 code for a protein of 363 amino acids. Gene Ontology annotation, cellular component: membrane. Gene Ontology annotation, molecular function: G protein-coupled purinergic nucleotide receptor activity. NCBI's taxonomy places the organism in Eukaryota, Metazoa, Chordata, Mammalia, Rodentia, Sciuridae.
AAAUUCCCCAGGUCCCAGGGCGGAAGUGAGAUCCAGGCGGCCCCAGGCUGCAGAGCAUCCUGGGAAACCACCCUGUGGUGGCCCAGAGGUGGCCUCCCCGCGGACCAGGAGGCCUGCUGUGCUGCCUGGGCGCCCUGAGGUCUGGCCCCCAAAAGGGGUGACCCACAUUGUCCCCACAGCUGGGGACACUGAAAUCCCAAGUCCCAGGAAGCCCCUUGGUCCCUGCAAACCGGGCCACUGUGUGUGGCCACUGCUGAGAGGACACGCUGAGGGUUAGGGGUUUUUUAAACCCGUGCUUCAAUUGUAUACAAGUGUCAUAGUUCCAUGCAUACAGCAGGCAUCAAAAGUGGCCUUCCUGUGUCUCUCCCAGCCCCUAGCAGUCACUGUCCCGCUGGCCGGUGGCCUUAAUUUGAGCUUCCAUCCGGGAAAGAGAACACCCAGUGCCUGUCUCUCGGGGUCUGUCUUGUUUCGCCCAAUAGAACACCCUCCAGUUGCAUUUAUUCAGCACCUGUCCUUGUUCCUGGCUGAGUAGUAUUCUUCUUGUUGGUGGCUGGCUAAUAUUCCACCACUCCAGGGCAUAUACGCAAAGGAAAUGAAAUCGCGGUCCAGUGGCCUGCGGCCUCCCACGCACCGGCAGCAUCCCCCAAACCAAGGCACGGUGUCACCUUGAACUGUCGUCUCCUUCCCGAGUCUGGAGCCUCUGCCGAAGACCCAAGGCGGGGGUCGGCUUUCAGGGCUCCUUGGUGGGCUCCUGUGGACGGCUGGACGCUCUUAGGCACGUGUCCAUUACGACGUCACAGGCCCCGGGCAUCGCGGUGUCCCAGGCCACUGCAUCGCGGUGUCGCAUGCCCCGGGCAUCGCGGCGCUUGAAUCUGGCCAAUUCACACACCUGACCCUUCAGACGGAUGCUUCUGACCUUGAGAACGUCCUCUGGGGUCCCCCGACCCGGGGUGGCCUGCAGGAGCUGGAUACCUUGUCACCAGCACCCCCGGGGUUUGCCAGGACUGGGUACCUAGUAACCAGCACCUGGGUCAUUUGCAAGGACUGGGUACCUAGUAACCAGCACCUGGGUCGUUUGCAAGGACUGGGUACCUAGUAACCAGCACCUGGGUCGUUUGCAAGGACUGGGUACCUAGUAACCAGCACCUGGGUCCUUUGCAAGGACUGGGUACCUAGUAACCAGCACCCCUGGUCUGCAGGAGCCGGAUACGUUGUGGCCAGCACCGCCGGGUGGUCCGCAGCAGCUGGACACCUGGGAGCCGGCUGGACGCACCCUGUCACUGUGGACGUCUGUAGCUCGCUGCUUUGGGGACGCCUGGCACUUCGCAGCCCUGGACGCUCCUCUGAGCAUGUGGCUGCAGACCCCCAGGUCCCGGCCACUGUCCUCUCUGCCUGUCGGAGACGGGCCUUGGCAGAGGCGGCGUGAGGGACAGGGGCUGUUGGCCUCUCCCUGUGGCCUGUCCCCUGGCUAACGCCCGGGUCCCCGAGGUCGGCCCACACGUCGGGGUCUGAGUCCAAGGCUGACCGCUCUCCAGUCCGUGGACUUGCCCGACUUUUCCUGCACCUGCUUGUCCCCUGAUGGACAUGGGGUGGAUUGCAUAUUGGGGGGUUCCCUGGGCCCCGUUGGGUGUCCCGCCCAGGAGUGGGGACACCUGGCCACGUGGAAGCUUUAUCUGGCAGAGAGUCCUGCAGCGUCUGGGACACUUUCCAGCAAAUGUGACUCUUUAAAACCCUGUGGCCGGCCUCCCGCGCCCUGUACCCCGCAUCCUGCUUCUUGGUAAGGAGGACAGGAGGCUAGCCAUAGAGCCCCCCAGCCUGGGUGGUUAGAUCAGCAGAGGUCUAUCGCCCCUGCCCUGGAGGAUGGAGGUCCGAGGUCCAGGUGUGGGCAGAAGUGGCUCCUCCUGACCCUCUCCCCUGGGCUGGCUGCCGCCGUCUUCUCCCUGGGUCCUCCCGGGGCGUCCCUCUGUGUGUGUCUGUGACCUCAUCUCCUCCUCUACGAGGACCCCUGUCCUGCUGGGCCAGGGCCACCCUGGGACCUUGCAGCCCCUCCAUCCCCUCUGCAAAGACCCAUCUCCACACACACAGGCACGUCCCAAGGUCCUGGGGCCAGGGCCACCCUGGGGACCUCACUGCACCCCCAUCCCCUCUGCCAAGACCCCUCUCCACCCACACAGGCACAUUCCAAGGUCCUGGGGCCAGGGCUGAGCCGAGGGGCCUUGGAGACACCCAGCUCCCUGUGCACUCGGACUCCAUCCCACAGGCCUGUCCCUCCCCCCUGGGUCUGCAGGGGACACUUUUCUGGGCUGCAGACACCCGACACCCACACGGAGACCCUAGGGAGCCCCCUUCUCCGAGUUUAAAAGGAGCCCCCUAUAAAAUCGAUCCCAGGGGAGCCUCGCUGUAACCCACGGUCACCCAGGUUCCCCAGCGAACCUCCCGCGGCCACAUGCUGAGUACACGGAGGGAGGGGACACUCUUUUAUUUUAAACGUGUUCAAAAUGCAUUUUUUUUUUUUUUAAUAUGUGAAAGUCCCCUCGGGAGCGGCUCCACCCCGGGCCCUGAGAAAGAGGAACCCUCCCGGGUUUCGCAAGGUCCCUGCCCUUCAGCCAAACCCAGGGCCACAGGUGGCCGGCCGUCAGACCCGGGGACCCGUCAGGGGACAGGCGCUGACCUCCGAGCUCAUGCAAACCGGCUGCCUCCCCUGGGCCAGGCAGGAGGGUCAGGGGACAUUCAGAGAAGCCCCCGAGGCCAGUGCCCCCCGGGAUCCCACUGUCCUGCGGCCCUCGGUGACCUGUCAGGGUUGGGGGAACGGCCAGCCAGGUCCACAGUGGACGCACGUUCGCCUUCCCGCCAGCACACGAGGGUUCCCUUCCCCGGGUCCCUGUGUGUCCUCUGAUCUCAGCCACCUCCGUGGGCACGAAGUGGCCUCUCGGGGCCCCUGCAGCAAGUCCAUCACCUCCUGCCUUUCUGCCAGGGUCAGUGACCACUACACUACUCAGUGAGAGGCGAGAAACCAUGUCCACUACUGUGCAUGUAAGGAUCUCCAUGGGUAUGCAUGAUCCCCACGGGGGGAAACCUCAGACUUUGUUCCUCGGCCCUUCGACUGAUGGGACGAGGCCCACCCCCACCAGAUUUUCGACUUAAGUCAUCCCAGAAACACCCUCCCGGGAGGGUCCACUCGCCGUCCCUGCGCCUCGUGGACACUGACCCCGACUGGCCACGGGGCUCAGCACCCGCGAUGGAACCUCCCCGCAGGGUUAAACAGAGACCCCCCAGACAGACAUCUGGGUUUCCCCAACUCUGACGCCCCGCAUUCGGGUUGCAUAACCCUUCCCCCCCCCCGCCCCCCCCAAAGAGGUGAGCAUAUUUGGAAAAGGUGACAGGAACUCAUUUGCAAAGUCAAGAAAGGGAACCAGACACAAGCUGGGUGGCAGAUGGCCCUGUGGAAGCCGAGCCCGGUCCCCCGUCGGCUCCGCCAUUUCAGCAGCAGCGUCGCGGACGGCCCGCGAGGAUGAGCGCGCGUCCGCGGCGGCGGUGAUGGGGCCGGUGGACAUGAACGUGAGCGGCCCGGACAACGCGACGCUGCAGAUGCUGCAGAACCCGGCGAUCGCCGUGGCGCUGCCCGUGGUCUACUCGCUGGUGGUGCUGGUCAGCAUCCCGGGCAACCUCUUCUCGCUGUGGGUGCUGUGCCGCCACAUCGGGCCCAAGUCGCCGUCGGUCAUCUUCAUGAUCAACCUGAGCGUCACGGACCUGAUGCUGGCCAGCGUGCUGCCCUUCCAGAUCUACUACCACUGCAACGGCCACCACUGGGUGUUCGGCGAGGUCCUCUGCAACGUGGUCACCGUGGCCUUCUACGCCAACAUGUACUGCAGCAUCCUGACCAUGACCUGCAUCAGCGUCGAGCGCUUCCUGGGCGUCGUCCACCCGCUCAGCUCCGCGCGCUGGCGCCGCCGCCGCUACGCGCUGGCCGCCUGCGCGGGCACCUGGGCGCUGCUGCUGGCCGCGCUCUUCCCGCUGGCGCGCACGGACCUCACCUACGAGGUGGACGCGCUGCGCAUCGUCACGUGCUUCGACGUGCUCAAGUGGACCAUGUUGCCCAGCGUGGCCAUGUGGGCCCUGUUCCUCUUCACCAUCUUCGUGCUCCUCUUCCUCAUCCCCUUCGUGGUCACCGUGGCCUGCUACACGGCCACCAUCACCAAGCUGCUGCGCUCGGCCGACGGCGGCCACGACCAGGGCCAGCGGCGCCGCGCCGUGUGCCUGGCCGCCGUGGUGCUGCUGGCCUUCGUCACCUGCUUCGCGCCCAACAACUUCGUGCUGCUGGUCCACAUGGUCAGCCGGCUCUUCUUCGGCCGCAGCUACUACCACGUGUACAAGCUGACCCUCUGCCUCAGCUGCCUCAACAACUGCCUGGACCCCUUCGUCUACUACUUCGCCUCCCGCGAGUUCCAGCUGCGCCUGCGCCACUACCUGGGCUACGGCCGCCUGCCCAGCGACAGCCUGGACACGACGCGCAGGGACAGCCUCUUCUCCGCCAGGACACUCUCGGCGCGCUCCAUGUCCGCCGGCCCCGGGGACGCGCUCGAGGGCACCGGCCGGCCCGGCCUCAAGAGGCAGGAGAGCGUCUUCUGAGCCUGCGAGUGACCUUUGCGGGAGGUCCAGUGGGGACACGCACCCCCCACGGCCACCCGGGAGGUGUGCAGAGACCACCUGCUCCCUACGGGGGGGGGAGCCACCAGGGGUCCCCAGGCCGCUGUGCCAUGGAGCCCUGACCCGCUGCGUCUUCCUGCUCAGGGACCCUGUGGUCGAAGUCACCGGCGGCGAAACCCAGAGCGGUCAGGACCCAGCAGCGGAGACCACGGUGGCUUCACGGAGCAGCUUGCCCGGGGACUUGGAUCCUGCACAUUGUCACCGGGAGGUGCCUCCAGGGCUGGAGGCUUCUCAGCCACAGGCGGACACCUGGCUGGACCCCGCAUGCCAUUUGGGGACCAGGCACCAGUGAAUAGCGUCCUCCUCCAUUCAGGUCUGCGGGGACCUGGUGUGGGAACAGGGUCUCUGCAGAGGUGGUCAGUGCAGGGUCCUGAGAUGGGCUCCUCCUGGGUCAGGGGGUCCUCAUGCCAUGGCCGUGUCCUCCUAAGGGACAGAGGAGGGGACACAGACCCAGAGGAGGACCACGUGGAGACGGAGGCAGAGACUGCAGUGGGGGGCCACCCGCCCAGGGCCACCUGGAGCCCAGGAGCUGGACAGGCAGGAGGAGCCCCCUGGAGCCCUGGAGGGGGCUCAGCCGGGGACCCUGGUCCAGCCUCUGCCCCCCAGGGACACAUCAGCCCCUUGGACACUGAAGGUUCCCAAAGCCACAUCUCUGACAGGCCACCAUCUCCAUCCUGUGACAGACCCCGCACCUCCCGCUCCUCCCGAGGAUGAUCCCGUGGGUCCCAGAGCGUGGGCCCACGGCGGCUUUUCCUGGCUGUCCCCGAGCAGAACCUAGAAAGUGACACUGAGUCAGACACGUCGAGGGUGGAAACCCUGAGCCAGCAAAAUGGUCCCUGCGCGGGCUGUGGGCGUUUCGGAGGCAAAGAAAAAAAAAAUCUACGAAAAACCUCAAACCACCAGCUCAGAGCCGAGCCCAGGAGCCUCAGGUCCUGCGUCCUGCGGAGAUUUCGAGACCUGGUGACAUCAGCAAAUCUCUGCAGCUUGCGUCUGUCCCCUGGAGCACACCAGACCUGCAGCCCCCGUGGACAGAGGGACAGGGCAGAGCCAGCUUUUCUCCGGAUGCUCUGGGCUGCCUACCCCCCUUUGCCCUGCCUAGGAGCCACGUCCAGGACCCCGAUGUGACUUAGGCUCUGGAGUCUGUGGCUCCUGCCACCUGAGCCAUGCUCUGUGACGUGUGUGUCCCACGACCCGAGUUCGAGGGUCGACGUGGCUUUGCGUUGAGCAUUUUAAUCCUGUUGACGCGCUGUGUGUGUUUUCUGGAAUCUCGUCCCCUCGGUCCCCGGGCCUGAGGCUCGGACACCCCAAAGGAUAGAGGGGUGUCCACAGCUGCAGAGACUCGGUCCCCGUCCCUCUGUCACUUGUGGACAGUGGAAUUUUCAUUGCUCUCCCGUGCAUCCAAGAUGGACCAGGACCGCCUCUCGGGCAGGAAUGAGGACAGGGGACACCGAGGAGGGCCACCGGUUGAACGAGGGUCUUUAGCUUGUCCUUCAGGGCAGGACGUCAGGACCCCAGGGAAGUCCCCAUCGGUGAGCUUUGCCCGUGGGUCAGCGGGGUCACCCCCAGGGACAGGCACGGGGCCAUCUUUCAAAGGAAGCAGAGGUGCCCAAGAGACCCAAAGGGACAUCAUGUCCGCCGUCCCAGAUCCCAAGAGUGGUGACGCUAGGCUGGUGCAGAAGCCAACCCCAGCGCCCCCCGGGGAGUCCUGGGCUGGACUUUGGUUCUGAUCUAAAGUCCAUGGACCAGUGUGUCCCGGAGGCCGCCAAGACCCUCCGCCAUUUUGGAUUUUCUCUGGAGAAAUGGGAAGAUUUCUCUCCCGGGGACGAGGACAAAGAUCCAAGCCACCGGGCUCUCCUCCUCCUCCGCACCCCUGGGCUCGGGGGUCGGGCACUUGGAGUGGCCGGGAUGCCCCAGCCCCAGGUCAGCAGCAGGGGACGGCCAAGAGGGCACCUCCAGGAUCUGCUCUGGGAGGCUGUGGACACCGUGGUGAGGGCACUUCAUGAGGUGGGGCACGUGGCUUCAGGUCCCCCCGCCCUGACCCUCAGGCAGAUCUGACCUCCCAGAGUGCCCGCCCGUGGCCCCGCGGUCACUAAGAUUCCCACCCCGUGCCCCACAACAGGAAUCCUCCCGAAGCCUUAGCAAAAGCAGAUGCGCUGACCCUCAUCCCCAGUCUCCCCUCCCUGGCUGCUGGGACCCACCUGUCUGUCCCCCACCUAUUGUUCCCUUCAGGGGGCUGGAAAGGACAGAAUCCCCUUCCACUGGACGGCAGGACUGUCUUGUGCAUUUCAGCCACAACAGGGGGUCCGGAAUGUCCUCUGCACAAAUGACCUGUAGUUGAGAGGAUGGAAGGGUAGCUGUCCUGUGUGUCCUGAUGACAGAGUGCACAUGUGCGUGCCUGGAUGGAGGCACCGCUCGGGACCCCGUGAAUACGCACGGUGAGCCCACAGCACGACUCAGGGUCCCUCCAGGUGGGUUUUCAGGAAGGUGGACUUCAGGACUGGCUGGCUCAAGGAAACAGAGCCACAGGAAGGACGACUGGACGGGAACUCAGGUGGGUCUCCUCCCUCAAAGCCAGGAGGGUGCACUGCUCUGGUGGCCUCCCCCGAGAUACGUCCACCCUAAAGCCACAAUUAUGUUCCAGCUGUAUAUCUUUUUACAUGUUGAAUAUUAAACACCAUGGUUGUUUUUUU